Molecule: messenger RNA, 489 nt
Organism: Aureobasidium namibiae CBS 147.97
Lineage: Eukaryota; Fungi; Ascomycota; Dothideomycetes; Dothideales; Saccotheciaceae
Exons: 1
Source: RefSeq, a predicted model, not a curated record
CGAACAGUUUUCAGUCUCGCCGAAACACUUGUACAUGAGUUUGCUCAUGCGUUUUCUAUGGCAUACUUCCCAAUUCCUCCUCAUCCAACCUAUGAGAGCCCAGAGGAGCCCUGGAUACAAGGAAACAGAAGCAAUGAGCUUGGCUGUGCUUUGAUCGACCAUCUACUCGGCGGUCUCGCUUAUGCAAUGACUGCAUAUACCACCUGCGACACCACAGAGCAUCGACAUAUGGUCAACUGCCCCUUUGGAAUGUAUAUCGAAGGGCAAUGGGAUCUCUGGGUAGAGGAUGAUGGGGUUGAGCGUGUGAGAACUGACACCCCAGCUGCUGGUAGUACCAGCAGACAGACUAUCUAUCCCAUCCCUCAGAAGUACUUUUAUAAUAUGCUCACUGAAGAGACUUGGAAACAACAGGUACCUAGAUUUGGGCUAGCGUCUAUCAGGAUGCCGAGACUGAAGGAGUGGUCAAUGACGAUACCAAAACCCAAUUGA